Messenger RNA from Acanthochromis polyacanthus (spiny chromis), 2931 nucleotides. Its product is annotated as N-acetylaspartate synthetase-like. NCBI's taxonomy places the organism in Eukaryota, Metazoa, Chordata, Actinopteri, Pomacentridae. Bases 909 to 1439 code for a protein of 176 amino acids. The record is from RefSeq and is a predicted model, not a curated record. Gene Ontology annotation, molecular function: L-aspartate N-acetyltransferase activity. Gene Ontology annotation, cellular component: mitochondrial membrane. The transcript has 3 exons.
AAGGCCACACAGUUGUUAGGAUGUGCUAAGAAGUGAUGUUCUUGUGUUGAAGAGAAAUGCUUUGAUUACACGUGUCACCAUCCGUCUUCUAUCUCGCCUUUGUCAACAUGACGCUGCUCAACUGUAUGAUGGCUUUAGGGACCCUGGGAAAAGCCAGAGAUUGUUAAAUAUCAUCUCCAGCACCAGAUUUUCACAAACCAGCUCUUCCUCGUUAGAUGCCAGAGAGAAGAAGCAGAACAGCCUUCAUUGCCUGAUCAUGGUGCAGUGAGGUCCAGGGGAGAAAGGGUUUACGUUUGUGCUCUUAUCUAUAGAAAGCUGCGAAGCUUCCUUCUUUAACAGCUACAUUCUUUAGCAGCGUCACCAUCUUAUCUCACACUGCAGCACAACAAGAACGCUGCUUAAAGACCCUCCACAGCUAUUUGUUCAAUCUCUACAUCCCUGCACGCAGCUUCUAGUAUUUCUUUCAGAAAAAAAACAUUUAUUAUGGAAUAUAAUGCACCAAAAAAGUUGACAUAAAACAUAGAGAUGGAGUAAGAGUGCAAAAUGGACAGGUUAUAUUUGUACGUGAAUAUGAGCCUGCAGACGAAGCAGCUGUGCAGAGGAUUUUUAUUGAAGGCCUGAUGGAGAUGGUACCAGACACUGCUUUUAGAGGUUUGAGACAUCACCCUGAGAGUCUCCUCCUCUAUGCUGCCAUGACGGGUAAGAAAACUUGAUAAAUUAUAGUUUUUUGUAGCUGCUUCUGCAUUUAUAGUCUGCAAGUGAGGAUGUGUCUUAUUUUUCCUUGUAUUGCUGUGUUUUAGAAUGUUUUGCUCAAGAUAGUUGUGCUUUUUUGUGUGUGUUUAGAAUUCCUUUACAUUCACACAUCACAUAAUAUCUUUCCUCUGGCAGUUCUAUGUUUUGCCCUCACCAUGUGUUGGUGGGUGAUAGGACUCCUCUCAGCAAUUGUGCUUGGUAUGCGCUACUUCUACAGCAGACGUGUGAUCCAGGGUUACCUGACGCAAGCAAUGAACACAGACAUGGGAGACAUCGAGGGGUUUUACAUGAAAUCCCCAGGCUCCCGUCUGUGGGUAGCAGUGCUGGACGACCAUGUGGUUGGUGUGGUAGCAGCAGUUGGCCAGCAGGGUUCAGGCGGUGCUGUCGAGCUGCAGCGGAUGUCUGUUGACAAGAGAUAUCGGCAGUGUGGAAUCGGUGUUGCUUUGGGACGUAAAGUUCUGGAGUUUGCUGUCGUCCAUGGAUACUCUUCAGUUGUCCUGGGAACCACAGCAUACUCACCAGCAGCUCACAAGCUCUACCAGCGCGUGGGAUUCUGCUGUGUGGGGGUCACCAACGGGUACGUCACACCAGGAGCAAAGCAGUCCUUACUGGAGCAAAUUUUCUACAGGGUCAGCCAUCAUCACUACAAGCUCAAUAUACAAAAUAGCAAAAGAGCAGACGACUGACAAGAAAACUCAAAUUGUCAUGUUGAUGCUGUCUUGUCAGCCACUGGAGAUGAUGUGUUUAAUGACUGUUCUGUCUUCAAGCUGGAGUGGUGUGAAGUCUGUCAGGAAGGUGUUCAGAAUUUCUGAUUUUGACAAAUGUUUUAUUACUAUGGUUCCUUAAUCUUUUUUUUUAUAUUUUUACCUGAACUUAACCAAACGCUAACUGCAGCAGCAGCAGAAGACAUUUGUAUAAAUAAUUUUUCUGAGUGCAUAUAAUCUUGUCAGUAAGGAACAUGAAAUUCAUGGAAAACAUGAACUUGUCUGUGUGACCCCAAACUUUUGAACGUAGUAUACACAUCUUCUCAUUCAGUGUUUUUUCAUUUAAUUAUUUUGUACAUUGUAGACUAAUACUGAAAACAUCACAAUUAUAAUACAUAUGGAUUUAUGUUGUAAAAAAAUAAUGUUAACCUUCAGUAUUAAUCUACAAUAUAAUACAAAUAAAUAAGAAGCAUUAUAUGAAAAGAUGUGUCCAGACUAAUAUAUAUAUAUAUAUAUAUAUAUAUAGACAUUUUACAUUGUUUCUUGAAUUCUUUUUUUAUUAUUUCUUUUGUACUCUGGCAAAACAAUUUCCUCUGGGAUUAAUAAAGUGGAUCUUAUUAUAAUUAUAAACCAGUAAAUUUUUGUAGCAUUGACUAAAAUCACCCACCAAAGGGUUUUCUUUCUGUUUGGGUUUUGGGAUUGGGAGAGUUUGGAGGACAGACCAGUGCCUUGUAGUUUUGUGUGAUAGCAUGUGUCGUCCUGCAGGGGGAGACAGCUGGUGCCUGAGAGGAUGUGUGUUAUUAUUGCAUUGGUACGACACAAUAAAUAAUACAAUUCUCUGUGUAUGCCUCUUCUAAUGCUGUGACUGAUCAGUGCAUGUCUAUGGUUAUACUGGCAGGUAUUAAAGGAGUAGUUCAACAGCUUGUCUACUAGCAGCUUAUAAUUUGUGUGUGCUUUUUCACUCGAUUCUUUCUCAUAAGAGAUCUCAGUUGCAAUAAGUUUGCCUCACAAAUAUUUAAAACUAUCCUAUCUGAGCUCCAAUUUCAUAUGUAAAGUCCAUGCAUUGCCCCUUUAAAUAAGUCGGUUCUGUCUGAUUUUUGACUCUGAAAUCCUGCAGGUCUGUUUAUUUUAUCAGUUCAUGAAUGAACUGAAACGUGUGUCAUUGUGUAUACACUGGAUUGGGUGUUCAUUUUUCUGUUGUAUUAUUCUCUGUCUGUGACCGUUGCUGACAUCUGAACUCAUCUUGAUAACGCAGCUGUUCUGGUGAGAUAAUGGAAGGGUGUAGCUGCUGUUUCCAGCUCUGUCUGGAGGAUCCUCUUUCUCUUAUUCCCUCUUGUAUUGGCUCACUCGACAGUAAGACAUGCCAUCGCCGUGUCUGCAUAAAAGUCACACUUUUACUGUGCUGUUGAUAGCGUUCUGAUAAGAAAACUGAUCUGUCUUUGAUGCUGAACUUUUUAACACUAAAUAAAGGACA